AUGGCGUCCUGAUUCCUGGCUUCAUUCGGCGAACGUUUCUUUUCAUUUUCUAUAUGACCGGCUAGUUGCUUGUUGCCGACUUCUCAGGCAACGAACGAAAACCUGCCACCAAAUGUCAUCAAACAGCUAGUUAAAGAGUUGAGGAACCUGGAUGAGUCUCCCCCGGAAGGAAUUAAAGUAGUCGUGAAUGAUGAUGAUUUUUCAACAAUAUUUGCUGAUAUUGAGGGCCCUGGUCUGUGCUCUGCCUUAACUUCAUUACCGGUUUUGUUUUCUCCUAGUGGCUCAUGUGAAUGCCAUGAAGCAUUGUGCAUUUAUUCACAAAUCUAUGCUUUCAUGUUUCAGCUGGAACACCAUAUGAAAAUGGUACCUUUCGUAUGAAGCUGUUGUUGUCUCAUGACUUUCCUCAGUCUCCUCCCAAAGGUAGUACGCCUUUUUGCCGUCUCAUUACUUGCCUUAAUGUCUCGAUCAUGCAUUGAUCUGUUUGCCUGUUCUUCAUUUUUUAGGCUUCUUCUUGACCAAAAUAUUUCAUCCCAAUAUUUCAUCGAGUGGUGAAAUAUGUGUCAACACGUUAAAGAAGGACUGGAGCCCGUGUCUUGGAUUGAGGCAUAUCCUUCUCGUAAGUCUGUACUUACUGGUCCCACUUCCUUUCUUCUUUCAGAAGCCUCUUUUUUAUAAGAAAAAGACGUUAAAUUAUUACGCUGUGGCAUAUGUAUGUUAUUCAUUUCUCUAACACUUUACAACUCUUAUUAUUAUUAUUAUUAUUAUUAUUAUUAUUAUUAUUAUUUCUAUGGUCAUUCAUUCUUUCUUCCUUCUACAGUGAUGUCAUAAUUUGUUGCUUCUUUAGUCCUUCAAGUGAUUUUCAAGCAAUAAAAAAUUAUAUUUUCCUUAUUUAGGAUAUAAUUCUGAUUCCUUGAGAUGUAAAUGCUUACUGCCUAGCUCUCAAAACAAAAAAACAAAAAAAACAAAUCCUACGAAGUUGAGGACUAGAAAUCAAACAUGUAGGACAAUGGCAAUUAAUAAUCCCUAUUAUUGUCUCAGCAUCAUCCGUCGGCAUUUUUCUUUGAUCCUACCACCUGAAAAUAAGUUAUGAGCAUCAGACAGCACGAAUCAAUCGCGGCCAUGCUGGUUACAAUCAUCAGUACCUGCAUUAUCAGAGAGAACUCCACCAAUUCUGGUUCUCUGUGCUCAUCUUUUGGCCACGGUGUUCUCUGUAUGGAUAAUCGGAUGAACCCAACGUUGCCCGGGCCAGUUCUCAUCAUAAAUGGCCAUCUCUUCAGACCCAAGAGCGAGAAACAGAGGGCAGAGUGAGAGGAAGAGGCCGGCGGAAGAACAAAAAGGAGAUCAAUGGAAAUGGCGAGAAUGAAAUUAGGAAGGUGGAGAGGAUAAAGGGGAUGAAGGUCGGGCGAAAACUUCUUCUGGUGAGAGAAGGAGAAAGAAACGGACGGGAUGGGGCAGAGAGAGGGAAGACCCCUCCCUUUCCUUCACCCCUCCCUCUCUCUCUCUCUCUCUCUCUAUUCAUGUAUAAAAUGUUCUGUAUUCUCAUAGUCGGUCCACUUGGCUACUGAUUGCAGGUGAUCCGGUGCCUCUUGAUCGAGCCCUUCCCAGAGUCCGCGCUCAACGAACAGGCCGGCAAGAUGUUGCUCGAAAACUACGAAGAGUACGCCCGCCACGCCAGGUAACCAGCCAUUCCUUCCCUCUUCCAGACAGCAGCAGGAGGACAAUGCCUCUCUCUCUCUCUCUCUCUCUCUCUCUCUCUCUCUCUCUCUCUCUCUCUCUCUCUCUCUCUCUCUCUCUCUCUCUCGCUCUCUCUCUCUCUCUGUCUCUCUCUCUUCUUGGGGCUUUAAAGAGAAGGUAUAUGAUUGUGAACUUGUUGUAACUGCGACAGUCUUUAUACGGGCAUACACGCUUCAAAGCCGAAGCCCAAGUUCAAGACGGGGGCGAUUUCGGAGUCAACGACGGUGCUGAACGUGGAACAACAGAAGCUGACGGUGGUGGGCAACGCCGGUGCGCCGACAGCGGCGGCGCCGUUGCCGGUCCCGAACGCUCCGGCCGCCGCCUCUCCUUCCAGAGCCCCGGCGGCGGAUCACGGCGGCGCCGUCGCCGCCGAUUCCGCGGCUGGGUCGUCCGCCGGCGAUGUAUUGGCCCCGAGGAGAAAGCCAGCGGCGACGGCGGCAAAGGUUCAGGCGCUAGACAAGAAAAAGAUGGAUGCCCGAAAGAAGAGCCUGAAGAGACUGUAA
This is a messenger RNA of Spirodela intermedia, 2237 nucleotides long. Lineage: Eukaryota; Viridiplantae; Streptophyta; Magnoliopsida; Alismatales; Araceae. The record is from the annotation of a GenBank genome assembly.